GAGGAGCGAACCCCGGAAGCUCCGUCGUUACUUACAGGGGUCUCUGUCACAGCCCGUUGUUAAAGCGGAGAACCACCGGGGCUGACUACGGCCGCUUUGGGGCUGGAAUUUAACACGAACUAGGCGUCAAAAUGCAUAAAGAAGGAGAUGCCAACGUGAGAAAAUUGGAAUAUUAAGGUGUCAGCGUACAUGCCAGACUCGCUGUGUACUUCAUCCUGAAUGCUUGUCCAGGAGGUACACACCACAGUAUGCUGUUGUGAAGCUGAAACAUAUUAGGGCAGGAUGCAGUCUUCAAACCACCGACUACGAGAUAUGGAGCAGCACCACCCGCUGCUGUCAGCAGGUGCAGAUGUCGAGACAGGCAGCCUGGCAUCCGGCGUGAUGGUCGGGGGUCCCCACCCAGGCCACGCAGCAGGAAACCGUACACUGUGGUUUAUUCAGGACGGCUGUGGUAUGGUGUGUGCGGCCAUGACCUGGUUCCUGGUGCUGUACGCUGAGUUUGUGGUGAACUUUGUAAUGCUUCUGCCCGCCAAGAACUUCUGGUACUCACUGCUGAACGGGGCCACCUUCAACUCCCUGGCCGUGCUUGCAUUGGCCUCGCACAUGCGCACCAUGUUGACUGACCCGGGUGCAGUUCCUAAAGGCAACGCAACCAAGGAGUACAUGGAGAGCUUACAGCUGAAGCCUGGUGAGGUCAUCUACAAGUGCCCAAAGUGCUGUAGCAUCAAGCCUGAGAGGGCCCACCACUGCAGUAUUUGUAAGCGAUGCAUCCGGAAGAUGGAUCAUCACUGUCCCUGGGUCAAUAACUGUGUGGGAGAAAAGAAUCAGAGAUUCUUCGUUCUUUUCACUAUGUACAUAGCAUUGAUUUCUGCCCAUGCCCUGGUCCUCAGUGGUAUGCACUUCUUCACCUGUAUUAAAGUCCAGUGGAGCGAGUGCAGUGAAUUCUCUCCAGGGGUGUCUGUGCUGCUGCUGAUCUUCCUCUGUCUGGAAGCCGUCCUCUUCCUCACUUUCACAGCUGUAAUGUUUGGCACGCAGAUCCACUCCAUCUGCAAUGAUGAGACGGAGAUUGAACGUCUCAAAAAUGAGAAGCCCACGUGGGAGCGUCGCAUGAGAUGGGACGGAAUGAAAACUGUGUUCGGAGGCCCGCCGUCUCUGCUGUGGUGUAACCCGUUCACGGGCCUACGUCUGCGCCGCUUGCUGCUGCUGACCCAAGGUCGCCGUGGCGGGUCUGAGUUUUCCGUCUGAGAAGCAGGUCAGACUGAUGCAGCUCAUCAACACUUGGCAAGAUGUCUUUGUACGCCUUCUUCGGCCGCUCCUGAGAUGGACCUCCUCUCCCGGAGGCUGUCCUUUUUGAGUUGAUGACAGAGAGGCAGGUUGCUGCAGAGGGAACCCAGAGCAUCACUACUCACUCUCACAUGCCUUUGGUGUUGGUGUCCACGAGUAUGCCAAACAGCUGGAAUAUUUUUCGACGUGAGCAGCUUUUUGGCUUGUUUAUGUGUUUUUAGGUAAAGCAUGCAGUAUGUAACUCAAGUGAUCCUCUUAUUCUCGACCGUCCCGAGGUGCUGUUUGAACUAAAACUCCCGCACCCGCAGCACACAACGUGGCAGUAUCGUUUUCUUUGCUGCACAAAUGAGAUUCGGAACUAGUGUUUGAAUUAUUCGUGAGGAAAUCAGCGACAUAUCUUUCAUCAGCACUGGACCCAGACAAGUGGAUCUGAAUAGGAAACGCUGUUCUGUCGGACCCACCGAGGGACUCACAGUCAAGGACGCGCACUACUUACAUGACACUUGAGGAAGAACCUGAAUGUGGAGCACGGUGGGCGUCCGAGAUUGAACUGUGCUGCCUCAAUUUGCAUGUGUAACAGCUCAAUCAGUCAGCAUAUCAGCCUGAGAACGAGGCUUUCAUCAUCUUCAAAUUAACAGACAGGCUACUGUGAACAUAGCCUCAUUGUCAUUCAAGAGGACUGAGUGGCUUUUCCUUUGUCAUGUUUUUCCUCCCUUCAGCUGAAAUUGUUGGUUCUAUAGGUUACUCUGGCCAGUUAAAAUUAAUUUUCCCUUCUUCUUCUUCUUCUUCGUUUUUUUUUUUUAAACAUCUGUUGCACUGUGACCAAUCCUCACAGCUGACCGUAAUGACUCACUGAAGAUGAUUAGUGUUAUUCUGAACCCUCAUUUGGAUAAAAGAAAUGUUGUGUUUUCUUAAUUGUAAGUAUGCAUAAAUCUGCCAUUGCACCACUCCUACAUGCUGCUCAGUAUCCAUAAGACUAAACCAGACCACUGAAAUGCCUCCCUGUGUUUUCAUCACAAAGCGAUUCAGGUCGAAUGUUAACUGAAAGUCUGCAUCCUUUUCCUGUACAUGUUCUUCUCUGUGUGGGAAACCGGGUGCUACAUCAAUGGUAGGAAUCUAUAUAAUGUAACAGUCAGUCAAGACUUCACAGCAGUUAAACCCUGAAAACCAACCUUACAAAUCCUGGACACGCAGCCAAGUCUCAGUGACAUGGUCACUUUGCCAUGCCUCUUGGCUGUGUGCUUAAGAUUUUGAAAAGGAGAACUUGGAAACGCAACGUCCUUUUAGCCCGAUGUGAUCUCACUCUGAUCAACAGAGCCAAACUCCAUUGUGAAGUCGGCCCAUGGAUUUAAAAUGGAGGCGCUUUGCUAUAAAAGACUGAGGUACCAGCUCAUUAUUCAAGCUUUACUACCGAAUGUCAUCUCGGGGAGGCCUUUUCCUACGUUCCACUCCACAAUUUUCAGGCCUGUAACAUCCAGUGGCAGGACAACAGCAGACACUUUGCCGGUGUUAUUAUACACUUGCCCACGUGUUUGAAAUCUAUCAACAAAUUUAUCUUCUAGAAAUAUAUCGUGAUUCUUUCCAUAUUUAUGAACACGUCCAUUUCAUAAUUAAUGAACCUUUUAGCAUUAGAGGAAUGUGACUUUUCCGAGUCCUCAGUUCAGGAUUUAAAGUCUCGCAGGCUGGAAACGUUAAGUAUUAUCAAGUCUCAUUUGCUCACCUGCAGGACGGUGCGCCGGUGUGUGUGUUCUCCUCUGUGGUCGUCAGGAGCAGGAAGUCUAUGUCCACUGUUUACACUAAAUUAUGAUAUUCAAUGCUCUGUGGUUAUGAUGUUUUAAAUGACAUGCUGUCGUUCGAAUGUAAAACUAUUUUGGAAGUAAGGGUUGCAGCACUGAAAGCUAGCUGAUGUCAGGGGAUUUUAUUGAUGCUGGCAUCUCCUUUGUCAGUUCGUUCUGCUGGACUGCUUCACCUGAGCAACAGUCUUCAGAUUAAAUGUUGCCAGAGUAUCACUUUUCCUGUUCGAUCAGUGUCAUACUGCAUUCAGCUACGAUCAAUCAUACGCACAUGUAUAAAAGAACAGUUGUGUGAGAUUCAUCAAUGGGAAACGCAAUGGGAGAAUGCAUGCUGUUUUGCAGUCACACACAUAUGCAACAGCUGGAAAAAGAUGCAAGUUUACAUGGCAAAAAUACAUCCAGAGUCAAUGAGCAAUAAACCUGAAAUAACAUUAGAAUAGGUGCAAAUAUUGGAAGCAGGACUAAGUCAGUUCUAAAAUGUUAGUUCUAGGUAGGAAAAACAUCUGAGACAAUUACUGAUUGAUAAACAUUGCCGUGUUGGCUGGGUGUAAAUAUCUGAUGUUGAUUGGUAUCAUGUGGACAAGCUUGUUUGAUGUGUGCGAGUAUUUUUACAGUAGGAUAGUCCAGUUUCUUGACCAAACUCAGAUCUAGUCAUAAUGUCGUGCAUUGAGAUUCUGUUACAGGGUUUUCAUGUUCAGUAAUAGAAGCAAUGAAUUUUUAAAGAGAUCUACUGAUAAUUGUGUUUCUCUUCCUUCUGCUGUACGAGUUGGGAAAGCUACAAUCACUGUGGGGAGAGAACGAUUGUUGUGCAAAACUGUGUGAGCCAUUACAUUACAACACUAUUCUAUCAAAGCUUUUUCUGACUCUGGUCGGAUUUAUACUGAAAAUCAAGGUUAAAGAGAAAUUUGUGAUCUAUAGUGAUGAUACUUAAUAGGCUGGAGAUUCACCAUUAACGUCACCAUGAACAGAAAGAUUUAGUUUCCUACUCUCCUGAGAAUGUGUCUUCAAGAGCAAAAGUCCUUCAGCUUUAUAAAGUAUAAAGGUGACUAUUAACAAAAUAUAAAAGGAAUGUUUUAUUCAAGUUAUUUUUUUUUAUUGUGUCAUAAUCUUAAAAUGUCUCAUGUUGUUAAAGUCAUUCUUUUACAUAAUAAACUUGACUAAAUUAAAGCUAAA
Mugil cephalus (flathead mullet) is the source of this 4250-nucleotide messenger RNA. It is a transcript of the gene zdhhc7, whose product is annotated as zinc finger DHHC-type palmitoyltransferase 7. NCBI's taxonomy places the organism in Eukaryota, Metazoa, Chordata, Actinopteri, Mugiliformes, Mugilidae. Bases 283 to 1245 code for a protein of 320 amino acids. Gene Ontology annotation, molecular function: protein-cysteine S-palmitoyltransferase activity. Gene Ontology annotation, biological process: protein targeting to membrane; peptidyl-L-cysteine S-palmitoylation. The transcript is spliced from 8 exons. The record is from RefSeq and is a predicted model, not a curated record. Gene Ontology annotation, cellular component: Golgi apparatus; endoplasmic reticulum.